GCCGCGAAGCGCGCGGGCGCACUGCGCGAGGAGCGCGCGGCGCUGCUGGGGCGCCUGGGGGGGAUAGAGGGCGAGCUCGCCGCGGAGCUCGCCCUCUAUCGCGCCGAGCGGGCUGGCGCGGGCGCCGCGGGCGCUGAGCCCGCCGACGGGGCCGCGCCCGCGGGCGCCGCCGAGGGCGCCGAGGGCGCCGCCGGGGCCAACCCCCUUGCGGCCGCCGCCGCUGCGGCCUCCGACGCCGACGGCGCGGCCUCGGCGGAGGCGCUGCUGAAG
This is a messenger RNA of Prorocentrum cordatum, 270 nucleotides long. NCBI's taxonomy places the organism in Eukaryota, Dinophyceae, Prorocentrales, Prorocentraceae. The record is from the annotation of a GenBank genome assembly.